AUGCCUCCUUCUCCGGCAUUGAGAUAUUCUCCUGGGAGAGAGCCAAAAGCAGACAAUCAUAAGCGAGGACGUAGCCUUGAAGGUGGGCUGCUAUUCAAAGAGAAAGAUGACGAUCUUGCCUUGUUUAAUGAAUUGCAGUCUAGAGAAAGUGAGAAUUUCUUGCUUCAGUCAGCUGAUGACUUUGAAGACUCAUUCUCUACAAAGUUGAGAUACUUUUCAGACUUCAAACUUGGAAUUUCAAUCCCUGCUCGAGGAGAGAGUAGCGAACUUCUUAAUGUAGAUGGGGAGAAGAAUGACUAUGACUGGUUAUUAACUCCACCUGACACCCCACUUUUUCCUUCUUUGGAUGAUGAGCCGCCACCAGUUAAUGUUGCAUCAAGGGGCAGACCUCGUAGUCAACCCAUUUCCAUAUCGAGAUCUUCGACAAUGGAGAAGAGUCACAGGAGCAGUAGGGGCAGUGCAAGUCCAAAUCGCUUAAGCCCUUCUCCACGUUCUGGUAAUAGUACGUUUCAGUCAAGAGGAAGACCAUCAUCAGCACCUUAUGCUAGUCCAACUCCCGGUCAACGACCUGCCACUCCUUUGCGCAGACCAUCUCCUCCUCCAAGUAAAGCCUCAACACCUGCUCCAAGGUCUUCAACUCCAACUCCAAGAGGAAUGAGCACAGGAUCGGGGGCAAGGGGAACUUCCCCCAUAAGGACAAGUAGAGGGAACUCUGCUUCACCAAAAAUAAGGGCAUGGCAGUCAAAUAUCCCAGGUUUCUCCUCUGAAGCACCACCGAAUCUUCGCACUUCUCUGGCUGAUCGGCCAGCAUCAUAUGUAAGGGGUUCCUCUCCAGCAUCCAGAAAUAGUAGGGACUCAGGCUCAAAAUUUAGCAGGCAAUCAAUGUCACCGGCCUCCAGAAGUGUCAGUUCAUCACACAGUCAUGAUAGAGACCGAAUUAGCUCACACAGCAAAGGUUCUGUGGCAUCAUCUGGCGAUGAUGAUGUGGACUCUCUACAAUCCAUUCACGUGGGUAGCUUAGACCGAUUAACUUCAAAGAGAAUUGGUGGCUUUCCUAAUAAUAGAGCUCCUGCAUUCUCCAAGAACUCAACUAGAGUAAUUUCCCCAAGUUCUGCUCCAAAAAGAUCCUUUGACUCUGCUCUUCGUCAAAUGGAUCAUCGGAAAAGUCCCCAGAACAUGUUCAGACCACUUCUAUCUAGUGUCCCCAGCACUACCUUCUAUACUGGAAAAGCAAGUUCUGCACAUCGCUCUUUGAUGUCGAGGAACUCUUCUGUUACGACCAGCAGUAAUGCAAGUUCUGAUCAAGGUACCAGUGUUGCACCUGAUACCGAGGGAAGUGACCACCACCAGGAUGAGAUGGCAACUGAAAGUUGUAAGGUUCCAUAUCCUGAUGCUCAGGAAGAGGUUUUUGCCUUCGAUAAGGUGGAUGCAUUAAAUAAGGAUGUCAGGCAUGAUGCAGACAAUAGCCUUCACUUUCAGCUGCAUGACUUUGACAGGGACCCCACAAUUGAAUAUGAGCCUGGUGAGACUGAGGAGUUCAGACACCAUGACAAGGAAAUCAGUUCUGCUUCUGACACUUUAUGUGUCGAGGCUGAUUUGUCAGAAGUUGACAGUCUAGAAAACACAAGAGUUUGUUCUAAAUGUGGUUGCAGGUAUCGUGUUAUCAAAACCCUCGAUAAGGAUGUCAAUCUUUGUCCUGAUUGCUGUAGGCAAGACAAUCUUGUUGGUACUGCCACUCCAAAUGCAACAAUAGUAGCCUCUGAGAGCGUCCCAGUACUGUCUAUUAAUAUAUCUGAAGAAUACCAGCCAUCUGAUGAGCCAGAUACCCAGAUGGCUGUACCUGAACUACAGCCACAAGUUAAUGAUAUGGAACCACAAGUUGUUGAUACGGUUGAUGCAAGGGUUUCCCGGCAUGAAGACAGAGUUGAGCAAAGCGAGACUUCAUGUCAUGAGCAAAACCGUGUUUAUUCCCGAGAAAGUUCUCGUACUAGGUCUUUGAUGGAGGGAAGUGAACAUAGUACCGCCGGCCAUCAUGAAACAGGACAUCCACCUGCUGGCUAUAGCCUUCCUGGUGGAAGCUCUGGAGAUCAGCUAUUGCCUCACUCAAAUAACUAUCCAAGUUUGAAGGCUGGUGUUUCAGAAGGUGCUGGCAUUUCUGUAUUGCUCAAGAGGUCUAGCAGCAGCAAGGGGCCUGUUGUUCAAGGCAGGACUUUAAUUGCCUCUACCAUUACUUAUGAUGAUUUGUCGUAUGCAAGAGACAGUGUGAGCAGUUUGAGAAGCUCCAUUGGGCAUGGUAGCACAUCUGCAUCAUCCUCCAUUGAUUUCAGCUCCAGCAAACAAGUUGAAACACGUGUUCAACGACAGUUAAGUGGCAGGAAAUCUGACAUGGAGAACUACAGAUAUGACCUAAACUCAAGAUCUCAAAGCACUAUGACAUCUUUAUCUGGAACUUUAAAUGAUGGUCAUCAAAUUCAAGGUCUUGCAACAAACACACAUGAAGAAAAUGCUGAGGUCUUUGUUGGCAAUAUGAAAUAUGAUGGGUUGGAGGAAACAUCUGUAGCUUCUCAAAGGAUAUUGCUGGCUUCAGAAAAUAAAGAAAUGGAUAUUUCUCGUGCAUUUUUUACUGAAGCAGCAGUUCCUGAAGAAGAUUUGUUUGAGCAAAAUGACAGUAAUAGAAAAAUUGAUGUCUCUUCUUCAGAUUUGUCACAUCACACAAUUGGCGUUCAGUUGGAGGAGAAUUCAGUACUAAACCAUGACAACUUUUCUUCAUACGAAAAUGGAGAAGAUUUGCCAAACAAUGCAGUGGAUUUCUCAGAUGCAGAAUCAUCAGCUAUUCCUCCAGAGGCUUCUGUUGAAGCCAAACAUAACAUGCUGAACACUAGACUUGAGAGAUUGGAUGUUGCUGAGUUUUCUACUCAUAGUCAUUUGGCUUCAAUAUCAGAAAUAGAAGUUGAGAACAACUGUCAUGGUAAUGGCUCAGAGAAUGAUGAUAUCUCGACAAAUUCUAGGAGCACCGUAAAUGAAGCUCAGGAUCAUCCAGUCUCAACAUGUUCAGAUAAGGAAACAACCGCUUCUGUUUUGGAACACAACAUGCCAGAUCAUGCAGAUGGAAUAAUAGGUAUGUUUAAUCCUGGCUUGUGA
Molecule: messenger RNA, 3141 nt
Organism: Dovyalis caffra
Lineage: Eukaryota; Viridiplantae; Streptophyta; Magnoliopsida; Malpighiales; Salicaceae
Source: the annotation of a GenBank genome assembly